AUGAUGUUUGAAAAAGCUCAAAUAGUAUUGAGUCGUCUGGAAGAAAUAUCUGACGUAAAUGUAAAAUAUCCUCGCAUUUUUUCUUGUUUUUCUGGUGAAAAUGUAUAUGAGCGGUGGAAAAAAGAAUUAUCUCGUAAUUUAAUUGAGUUGUCUGAUGAAAUUGUAAAAUUACAAAAUACUGAAGUUUUGAAUACAAAAUUAUUGAUUGUAAGAGCAUUUAGUCGAUUAGAUGGCUUCUCGCAAGGUGAAAAGUACAUCAAUUUAGAUCGUCACUACCAAGAAAAAGUUUAUACACAAACUAGUGAAGUUUGUAAACAAGUAAUAGAUGCUAUUAAAAGUAAUGCGAAUGAACGUGUUUCUGUCGAAAUGAUGACAUUAUAUUCAUCAAAUGUUAGUAAACAUUUUUCAAAAGAAGUAAAAAGAGCACUUAAUAUUGGUUUAAGUAAUUUAAUUGAUGAAACAAAAAAUCAGGCAAUUAUGCUUGGAGAUAAUACAGAAUUACAACAAAUAAAAUCUAUAAUAAAAAAUUUAAAAAUAGUUCAAAUUGCUAAACAAUUUGUGUCACAAUACUUAGAUUCACAAAAUGAUGUGGAUGAUUGUGUAAAAGAAGUGAAAAAAAUAAUUUCUGAUCGUAUAAUUCGUUUUUCAGAAGAAGUCGAAGUAUUAAUUAUCAUCAAUAAUUUUUAUGAAACUGAUAAAAAAUUAUAUUCUGUAACUUUGAUAAGAACAUUUUUAGGAAGUUAUUGUACUAAAGAAGCUUUUGAUAAAAUUGAAGCAUACAACAACCAUCACACUCACACCACCAUUAAUAAUUACACCACCGUUAAUAAUAGUUUUGUUCGAGAAAAGUCUCUCCAUUGGACAGUCUCCAAACAAUUUGUAUAUCGUUGUGACUCGAGAGUUCAAUCAUCUUUGUUCAUGAUCAGUUAUGUGAAAUGA
Didymodactylos carnosus is the source of this 939-nucleotide messenger RNA. NCBI's taxonomy places the organism in Eukaryota, Metazoa, Rotifera, Eurotatoria, Philodinida, Philodinidae. The record is from the annotation of a GenBank genome assembly.